Molecule: messenger RNA, 579 nt
Organism: Colletotrichum higginsianum IMI 349063
Lineage: Eukaryota; Fungi; Ascomycota; Sordariomycetes; Glomerellales; Glomerellaceae
Exons: 2
Coding region: 1-579 (192 amino acids)
Source: RefSeq, a predicted model, not a curated record
AUGUCUUCUGCAGGAGAGGCCCGUUUCUACAUCGUCUACUCGCCGAAAGACAUAACCGAGCGCAACCCCAGUCUGACGAGCAGUCAGAAGACUUUUGGAAAAAAUCUGGCCUGUCUUCGGACCCUUAACGACAUCACCGUCCUCAACAGCACGGCUGCACCAGGCGAGGGGUUCGAGAACCGGGAACCGUUCGUGACCGAGAUCUCCGACGGUUCCAAGACGUUCCACCCCGUGGCCUCGCUGCCUGCCACCUAUCCACUCCUCUCCCACAUCACGGCAUCCGUCGGCAUCUUUGACGAUUUCCUUGCGGUUAGCGAAAGGAUGACGGAGCUGCACGACUUUGACUGGGCUCAUGUCGACGAGGGUAAGCGCGCAGGCGUCACGAUAUUCCGCUGCCGCGACGAGAAGUGCAGGCGUCAGCCGCACUUAUUCAUGACCAAGGAACCGACGCUCUUCAUUGAAGCACAGGAGAAGCCUUAUGUCACCCUUGGCGAAGCCGUAUGUGCCAUCGACGAGUGGCUUCUUGUCUUGCAGAAGGAGAUCCUUAUCGCCGAGACCGGGCUAUGGGGAUGGCGAUAA